UCGUGUAAUUGAGCGCUAAAUUCGAAUCUUGUUUCACUACAUUCUUAUUGCUAUUCAGGAUAUACUUUAUUUUUCACCUCACCUAAACAGAAAUGGAGACCUUGUAGUAUUAGUAGUGAUAAUAGUUAUUAUAAUAAUUGAAAACAAAACUAUAUAUGAAGUGAAAGGACCAAAGAAAUCUUGGAUUACUUUUUUACCGUAGCACAAAAACAAACACAGAAAAUGACAGGAGUUCCUUCAGUGUUUGGACAGGAACAGUUCACUGCAGAAGAACAUGAUGCUAUUCAAAAAGUCCUACGACAAAGACUUGGUCCAAAUUUUAUCUCUCAGAGAAUUGGAGCUGGUGGUCAAAAACUUGCUUAUAUUGAGGGCUGGCGCUUGAUAAACCUAGCAAAUGAAACAUUUGGCUUCAAUGGAUGGUCACACUCAGUUACACAGCAAACAGUUGAUUUCGUAGACCAUUUCAAUGGCAGAUACUAUGUCGGGAUCAGUGCUUUUGUAAGAGUACAACUUAAGGAUGGAGUUUAUCAUGAAGAUAUUGGGUAUGGUGUAAGCGAAGGUAUGAAAUCAAAGGCUCUUAGUAUUGAGAAAGCAAGGAAGGAAGCAGUCACGGAUGGUUUGAAGAGAGCUUUAAAAAGUUUCGGAAAUUCCCUUGGAAAUUGUUUAUCAGACAAAGAAUACUUAAGAUGUAUUAACAAAGCAGCAAAACCUCUGGCACCAGUUUAUGACAUUUCUGAGAUGAAACAAGAGAUUACAGAUGCAAGAAUCAACAAAGCUUGGUUGCUGAAACAACAGAAACAGCUAGAAGGGCCACGCCACAGCUUUCCACCUGGUAACAUACCCACCGUGAAGAAGGAGAUUCUAAAUUCAGCCGAUUCCGAAUCUGACACUGUGAUCAAGGUAGCCCAACAGCAACAACAGCAGAAAGAUAUCCAGACGAAGGUACCUGGUAGCAACAAUGCAAUGGAGACCCGAAAUUGCCAUUCCAAGGAAUCAUCUUCAGUAAAAAGUCAUGAGAUUUCGGCUGUUAACUCCACUGCUUCAGACAUGAACAGAUGCCUAGGUGAUGACACUCCCAAGAUGCCAGGAUCAAGUAGCAGUAAGAACAAAUGUAAAAGUAAAACCAAAGUUGAGGUUUCUCCAUGCUACACUGAAAACCAGCGCCAGGAACGAAUUCAGAGACAAAAACAGAAACAAGAAGAAUUCCAAAGAAUACGCAACAAUAACAAACCCCAACAGAAAACUGAAGGAACAAAUACUGCUGCUGGUGGUGGCAGUGGUGGUGGCAGUGGUGAUUCCAAAAAUCCAAAGAAUAAAUCCAUCUGUGAUAAAGCAAAUGAAAGUACACGUAGCAUAUCUUCUCGCUCAGAUGACCGCAGUCUUUUGCCAGAAGAUCUCUUUGAUGACCACGAUGUAUGGAACCAGUCCCUUGAUGCUGAGAUUGUCAACUUAGAAACUGCCUUGUUAUCAUCAGACAAGGUGACAACAGCCUUGACUGAAAUGGUGCUGAAAUCUUCACCAAGCUCUCAGAAACUGCCUUCUGCUGUCCAAACCUUAAAUGAUGGCCUGUCCUGUGUAUCAGCAAUUUCUAGACUGUCUCCACGCAACCCAAGAGGUUGUGAAAAAGUGCUGCAGCUGAUCAAAGAUACGAGAGAUGAAUUCCGCAUAAAAAAGCAACGUCUUGACAUAUAAGAAAAGAAUAAUUUGUGGCUACAACAGAAUAAACCACAUUUCCUUCUUGGUAACACAUUGACCAUAUACAAACAUCAGUUAUUUACAGUUCCCUUUAAUGACAUGUGGAACAAGUAUCAACCAAUCACAGUUCGUAUUAAGCAUCAUUUAGUAGAAACAACAACCAAUUAGAGUUUGUUUGAAACAUCACAUGUGAUAGAAAUUUACACCAAUCACAUAAAUCUAUAAAUAAUAGCAUGUAAAAUAUUGGGUUGGAAAAUCCGUUUGGCAUAGAAAAAGUCAAAGGCUGCCCAUGGGACUCGAACUCCUUUUUUUUUUCUGUUGCCUCGCAGGCAGUCUUUGACCUUUGAUAUCCAAAAGGGUUUCUUCAAGUCAAUAUUUACAUGCUGUUAUUUAUAGCUUUAUGUGUUUCAAGAUUCACUGUUCCAAAAAAGGAUUAUUUCACAUUCUCUCAAAAGUUUAUGUUGUCAGCAACAAAUUCUUAUGAUGUCAUGUCUUAUAUCAAUAUCACAUGAGAUAGAAGUAGAAACCAACUGCAACUGCUUCAUAAUGCCAAUGUGAGCCAAUAUUGAAAUAGAACAAAUAUGUAGAAGUUCCAACCAAUUGCAGACAGUUUCAACAUCAUUCAUGAAAUAAAUAAUAACCAGUUGUGAUUUAUUUUUAUAAUUUCAACCCAUAUCUUAAUUACCAAUCAAUUAGAAUUCAUUUCGACAUUGUGAUAACAACACCAGCACAAGACAAUGGCAAUGGACUUCUUCAAUAAGAACAAGAUACACAAUUUUAACAAUAUGAUUCCAUAAUAUCAUUAUUGAAAAAUAGAGAGGAAAACAAGGCUUAAAAUAAAUUAUAUGCAAAUAACAAGAAAGCAACUCAAAAGAUAUCAUUCUGAGAAAAAUAAAUCAAACUUUAUUUUAAAAAAUCCCAAAUUUCUCUGACCAAGAGGAAAUUUUUUAUUUAUGAUGACCAAAUUCAUAUUCGAAUUUCUUAACUAUUUUAAAUAACUCUAUUUUUCAAUGAAAUCUUAUGUUGUGUUAUCAUCCCUGAUAACAUUUGAAUUUAA
Messenger RNA from Octopus bimaculoides (California two-spot octopus), 2752 nucleotides. RefSeq lists its product as uncharacterized. Gene Ontology annotation, cellular component: nucleus. NCBI's taxonomy places the organism in Eukaryota, Metazoa, Mollusca, Cephalopoda, Octopoda, Octopodidae. Gene Ontology annotation, biological process: double-strand break repair via homologous recombination; double-strand break repair via single-strand annealing; DNA recombinase assembly. The record is from RefSeq and is a predicted model, not a curated record.